AUGAUCAGUUGGCAUUCCGCUGUUUUUAACUGGAUUUUUGUUACAGUUCUAUGGACUCACUUAACGACAGUUGCGGAAGGAGCACAAACCUCCUGCUCCUCUCAGAAUACCGGAACGACAUCGGCAAAAUGGACGCAGUUUCAGAGCAACGGCUGGUGCUCUGGUGCCUGCAAAGGAUAUUCUUACGCUAUCUUGCAAGAUCACAACUGCUGGUGUUCUAAUAGUGGGCCCUCUUCCCAGACUGCUUUGGGCGACUGUGAUUCGGUGUGUCCGGGCUAUGGAUACGAGCAGUGCGGAAACCUAGACGAAGGUUUAUUUGGGUACAUCUAUUUGGGAACUUCUAGUGAAAGUGCAAGCUCUGCGAGCUCUAGCGGGCCUGACAGCUCAAGCUCUUCUUCCAGUCUACCAUCAAGUUUGUCAAGUUCAACAUCUCCCUCAUCAUCAAAUAGCGCAAGCUCUUCCUCGGUAGCUGCUAGUACCCAGAGCAUUUCAUCUGAGAGUCCUAGCUCUUCUCUUACAAGCUCAAGGGUAGCAUCAAGCUCCAGGGGUAGCUCCUCUGUUUCGAGCUCUUUGCUUACUCGCUCUUCAUCGCCAAGCUUAACAUCCUCAAGCUCCUCGUCGUCAAGUGCUACUGCUUCCAGUCUUUCGUCGUCAAGCCAUAUUCCAUCGAGUCAUUCAUCGUCCGGUGACUACUCAUCAGACCACUCCUCGAAAAGUUUAUCAUCGUCACACUCUCCUACCACAACUGCUUCGAGCUCUUCCUCUAAAUCUAGUUCUUCAAGCAGCCCUUCUUCAAGCAGCCCUUCUUCAACCAGCCCUUCUUCAAUCAGCCCUUCUUCAACCAGCCCUUCUUCAAGCAGCCCUUCUUCAACCAGCCCUUCUUCAACCAGCCCUUCUUCAACCAGCCCUUCUUCAACCAGCCCUUCUUCAACCAGCCCUUCUUCAAGCUUAUCUCACUCCUCUUCUACUCUUUCAACUUUAAUGUCAACCUCUUUCUCCUCUGCAUCUUCGACGCCUUAUACGCCAUCGACAAAAUUAGUGACGACGAUUUAUUACUCGGCGCAAACAGUCAGUGCUUCAACAACCAAUGGGGGAGGCGCAAGCAACUACGUUUACACAACUCGCGUUAUCACGACCGUUUAUUCUAGUCCCACUGACGGAGUAUCCCCAGCCUCAAAUGCUAACACCCUUAGCGGCCAUAACUCUAAUUCUAAUUCCAAAGGCUUCUGGGGAUCUCCCGGCAAGGUGGCUGGCACUUUUGUUGCCGUUGGAGUUGUGGUUCUUCUGCUUGUCCUCCUGGCACUAUUAUUGUGGUACAGGCGCAAGAAUCAAAGAGACGAAGAUUUUGAAAAAAGAUAUAAUGACGUGGUGGCUCCCGUGGGUAGUAACAACAGUGUCGGCCCCGCAUCAACAGCGUCGCCGAACGGUUUUAUUUACGCCGAUGAGAAAGGAAUACAGGGUCCUCCACCGUCGUCGGAAAACAACGACAACCGCAAAUCCCAAGCAACUACCAUGGAGGAUACCGAAAGUGUUCCCGUGGGAGAAGAUAGUCCUGUAGUUGUUGACCAACGACUGGAUCCUAGACAAAUGUUUUUGAUGCAAUGGGAAAACGGGGGAAGUAAAAUGUCACUGGCUGACGAUGUGGACUACUCGAGAAAGGUCUUACGGGUAAGAAAUGAGUGA
Lachancea dasiensis is the source of this 1683-nucleotide messenger RNA. NCBI's taxonomy places the organism in Eukaryota, Fungi, Ascomycota, Saccharomycetes, Saccharomycetales, Saccharomycetaceae. The record is from the annotation of a GenBank genome assembly.